This is a messenger RNA of Neurospora tetrasperma FGSC 2508, 1001 nucleotides long. RefSeq lists its product as uncharacterized. The record is from RefSeq and is a predicted model, not a curated record. Gene Ontology annotation, cellular component: ribosome; mitochondrion. Gene Ontology annotation, molecular function: structural constituent of ribosome. NCBI's taxonomy places the organism in Eukaryota, Fungi, Ascomycota, Sordariomycetes, Sordariales, Sordariaceae. Gene Ontology annotation, biological process: translation. The transcript is spliced from 2 exons. Bases 335 to 832 code for a protein of 165 amino acids.
AGCAGUGUCACCUCUAUCACCACCGCCCACACGACCUCAGAUCCUGCCCCGACUCUGUCCGGAAGUUCUGAACUGCGCGCAACUAGCGACCUUUGCGGGCACACAUCGGCAAAUCUUUCCCUCACGCGACUACUGUGUUAAGGGACCGAAACACCGAAACGACCGAACGCCGAAUCGUCGCAUCAAAUUCGACCGGUCACCCGAACUUUGCCCCGCAAGUCCUCAAGGUCAUUCGAGAAGGACCCUGCCAGAGGCCGUGGAUACGAGAUCAACCCUUAAAGGGUAGACAGCCACCAAACAAUAAAGAAGGAAACAGGAAACAGAGUCAGCAAAAAUGGCCUCGACGAUAGCAGCGGCUACGAAAGUCUCCCGGAAGAUGUUCCGUGAACUUCACGGUGUCGUCGUGACCUCUGGCCUGAUUGAUAAGACGGUCAAGGUCAGGGUAGGCGGGCAGAAGUUCAACAAGUUCCUCCAGAAGCACUUCGACGACCCAAAACAAUACCUGGUCCACGACCCCAACAACUCUCUCCGUGCCGGUGACGUGGUCGCCAUCAUGCCCGGCUUUAUCACUAGCAAAUCCAAGCGGCACGUGGUCAAGCAUAUCAUUGCGCCCGCCGGCACGCCGAUCGAGGAGCGCCCGCCCAUCCCUUCACUGGAUGAGCUCUGGGACGCCAAGGACGCGGCAAAGGCGGCCAAGAAGGAGCGCAAGGUGCUGCGGGAAAAGAUCCAGGCAGCUGAGGAGGCGAUUGAGCUUGCUGAGAGAAUGGCCCGCCACGCCGUGAGGGAGAUUGCGAUGCGCGAGAAGAUCAUCAGCUUACAAAGGGUUGAUUGAGGAACGCAGUGUGGACAAGCCGAGUGACGAAGACGAGGGACCAGGAUUGGAGCGAGAUGCAAUCCGACAUACGUCGGUUCAUGCACGUCCUCACUAGUUGUGUCUUUUGCUAAAGGAUGGUGUUGACGUUGGGGGAGGAGAGAGAAGGGGGGGGGGGUGGUGGUUGGUU